CUAAUUCAACCAUCUACAAGAGCUUCUUUAGCGGCCAGAUUAAGAGCAAACCGAAGAAAUCAAAUAGUCGGUCAGAGUUCAUUCAGUUCUUCAAAAUCAAAAUGGCUCGUACGAAGCAAACAGCUCGCAAGUCCACCGGAGGAAAGGCUCCAAGGAAACAGCUUGCCACCAAGGCUGCCAGGAAGUCGGCACCCACGACUGGAGGUGUGAAGAAGCCUCACCGCUACCGACCUGGAACUGUUGCACUGCGUGAAAUUAGGAAAUAUCAGAAGAGUACUGAGCUUUUGAUCCGCAAACUACCCUUCCAAAGGCUUGUUCGUGAAAUUGCUCAAGACUUCAAGACGGAUUUGAGGUUCCAAAGUCAUGCUGUCCUUGCUCUUCAAGAAGCUGCUGAGGCCUAUCUUGUUGGUCUGUUUGAAGACACAAAUCUUUGUGCAAUCCAUGCUAAGAGGGUAACUAUCAUGCCCAAGGACAUCCAACUUGCGAGGCGUAUUCGUGGUGAAAGGGCAUGAAUGUUCAUUAUUACUUGUUUGGUUAGGUGGUGGUUCUUGCACUCCAUAUGUCAAUUUCAGUGUCUUGUAAGAAUUGGUUCAUGUAACACUUUAAUUUUCAAUUUGGUUGGUUAAUAACUGUUAAAGAUACGUGUGAUCUGUUCAACGUGAUUUGCUUCUUUUUUUUUUUUCA
Coffea eugenioides is the source of this 684-nucleotide messenger RNA. Its product is annotated as histone H3.3. Lineage: Eukaryota; Viridiplantae; Streptophyta; Magnoliopsida; Gentianales; Rubiaceae. Gene Ontology annotation, cellular component: nucleosome. Gene Ontology annotation, molecular function: DNA binding; protein heterodimerization activity; structural constituent of chromatin. Bases 102 to 512 code for a protein of 136 amino acids. The record is from RefSeq and is a predicted model, not a curated record. The transcript is spliced from 5 exons.